Portunus trituberculatus (swimming crab) is the source of this 908-nucleotide messenger RNA. RefSeq lists its product as uncharacterized. The record is from RefSeq and is a predicted model, not a curated record. Bases 138 to 776 code for a protein of 212 amino acids. The transcript is spliced from 5 exons. NCBI's taxonomy places the organism in Eukaryota, Metazoa, Arthropoda, Malacostraca, Decapoda, Portunidae.
UAAUAUCGAGGAGGCACUUAAAAGGACGACAAGAGGAGGAGGAGGAGGAGGAGGAGGAGGAGGAGCUGAAGGAGGUCCUGGAGGAAGUUUUACACCUGGUCUCUUCUCCUACGUACACCUGUAGAAAGUUAAUUACUAUGGGAGGGUAUUCGUGUAACCAUAAGACGGAUGGAGAGAAGUAUGUGUGUCACGACCCGCCAGUGUACGCGCGGGGGCCCUACUGUCUUGUAUACUCUGUGGGAGCUGGCCAUGACUUCUCCUUCGAUACACACAUGGCAAGGUUCGGCUGUGAGGUGUUUACUUUUGAUGAUGACCGCGCGCACAGCCACUACCCCACGCACAUUAGAGACAGACUCUGGUUCUACAAAAUAAGAAUCGGAACGCAUUUUGUCAAGCAGCAUUAUUUCUCCUCCUCCUCCUCCUCCACUGAGCCACAAAUCCUCCACUACGCGCCCCUGCCAGCCGUUCGCGCCAGGCUGGGACACCAAAACAACCAUAUCCACUUUCUGAAGGUGGAUAUUGAAGGAGACGAGUGGAGUGUGUUGGAGGGGUCGCUGUUUGAGACCAACAUUCUGCAGGAGACACAGCAGGUGGGUCUGGAAGUUCACCUGGAUGGGCUGAGGACGACAGGUAACAAGACACAGCCCACACUUCACCUGAUCACAGUAGCCCGCAGAUAUCUCAGGGUACUGAAGGGCCUCAAACAGCGGGGCUUCCACCUUACCCACUGGGAGGCGAACCAGAGGGGUCGGAGGUCAUCACUGUGGCUGGCCUGACCUUCCACAUGUAUUCGGAAACUCUCUGGGUCAACUUACAAUUUCAGGCAAAAAAAGGAACAUGCCAACAGAUCUCUCCCUCCUUCUGUCCUUUUCCCCAGCUGAGAGAGAGAGAGAGAGAGAGAGAGAGAG